Conger conger (European conger) is the source of this 1352-nucleotide messenger RNA. RefSeq names its product SFT2 domain containing 1 (gene sft2d1). The record is from RefSeq and is a predicted model, not a curated record. Gene Ontology annotation, biological process: vesicle-mediated transport. Lineage: Eukaryota; Metazoa; Chordata; Actinopteri; Anguilliformes; Congridae. The coding region runs from base 140 to 622 and encodes 160 amino acids. The transcript has 8 exons. Gene Ontology annotation, cellular component: membrane.
CAGAGACAGUGGAGCCAGCCCCAUGACUUCGCUGACAGUAGUGAAGUGUAAACGCGAAGUUCUAGGAAGUGAAUGGAUUGUAACACUUUAGUGAAACAGGCCAAGAACACAGGGAUUUGCACGAAGAAUUAGAAAGGUAAUGGACAAGCUUCGUAGUGUGUUGAGCGGUCGGGAGCAGAACGAGGAACAAGGACUUACUGCUCAGGUCCUGGACGCCUCCACACUCAGCUACAGCACACGACUCAAAUGGUUCGUCAUCUGCUUCGCUUCCGGAAUCCUGUGCUCCAUCCUUGGGACAGCGUUGCUCUUCUUGCCCAAAGGCAUGCAUCUCUUUGCUGUGUUCUACACCUUGGGGAACGUCGCAGCCUUGUCCAGCACCUGUUUCCUCAUGGGACCCCUGAAGCAGCUGAAGCGCAUGUUUGAGCCCACCAGGCUGCUCGCCACGUGUGUGAUGCUGCUCUGCUUCAUAUUGACUUUGUGUGCUGUCUUUUGGUGGGAUAAGAAGGGGCUGGCCAUUAUCUUCUGCAUACUCCAGUUUUUGGCGAUGACAUGGUACAGCAUCUCCUACAUUCCAUUCGCCAGGGAUGCUGUGUUGAAGUGUUUCACUACAUGUCUGAAUUAAAUCAUCUUACUGCCAUAUCCUGUGAAGACUGGUCCCGAUAUGCAAAAGAGAGUAAAUAUGUAAAAUACGUUUUUUAUUUAAUUUGUCUGAAGAUUUUCUGCCUUAAAAUAUACUAUGAGCGAUAUAUUUUGGAGCACAGUCAAGUCAGCCACUUUUAGAGACGAUGUAUACACUGCAACAAAAAUAGAACGAAAUAAAUCUUAGUUGGUAAUCUAAUUUUAAUUGUUAAAUAAUUUUUUUUACCUAAUCUAACAAGAUUAUUUUAAUUUUAAUUUAUAUAUUGCUUUGCUUCAACAUCAAGAAGAUUUUUCGAAUCCCUGUGUCAGAUAAUUUUUCUUAUUUUAAAUUGUGCAUAUUGUAUUUCUUUUAGGUUGCAUUUUAUUUACAGUAUAUGAACUAACUUUGCUCAGCUGUGUACGUGCGCUAGCAGAAAUCAAGACUUUUAUAUUUUGAAUGUGUUUAUGCUUUGGGUGUGAGAGCAGAAUGCUUGAUGAACAUAUUUAAGAAUGUUUAUAGUAAUAUUUCCUAUGACAGUGACACUAUGUUUUUCUGAGUUUCUCCAACUCCUUUCUUCAUUCCAUGUAAAAUUGGGAACAAGCCAUGCUUUUUGUGUCAUAUCCUCGGUAAUACAUGCAUCAUAUUAACCGUUUUGCACCAUGUAAAGACCGUUUAUUUUUACAGAUAAUUUUGACCUUCACUUCUUAUAAUAAAGUACUUGUAUUCAAUUCAA